This is a messenger RNA of Drosophila serrata, 2030 nucleotides long. RefSeq names its product Dolichol kinase (gene Dolk). Gene Ontology annotation, cellular component: endoplasmic reticulum membrane. Gene Ontology annotation, biological process: dolichyl monophosphate biosynthetic process. The record is from RefSeq and is a predicted model, not a curated record. NCBI's taxonomy places the organism in Eukaryota, Metazoa, Arthropoda, Insecta, Diptera, Drosophilidae. Gene Ontology annotation, molecular function: dolichol kinase activity.
AUGUGUAAUUAACAAUAAACUUAUUAUAAAUAAACUGCCGAAAUGGAGUUCUAAACUAGCUUUGAUCGAGUUAACACUUAGCGCGCAGUAUGAGCGCACUCUUAGACCAAAAAUACCAAAGUGCAUUUGAAACCAAACAAAGCAGCAGCAACAGUUUGGUGCAUGGACAACAACAACGCGCGACCAGCUGGUCCAGUGCAUCCCAAAACGCUUUCCCGAAGCCUGACCUGCAGGAAAGAAAAGCCCACGCUUUUCACCGUGACCUCUUUGCCGAAUACACACCGAAUACGCGGACACUUUUGGGCUAAAGCCAUGUUUUGAGCCACCGAAAGGAGCUGAUAAUGCGGCGUUCCGAACCAGAUAUCGAGCCAUCGGACUCGGAUUCCUGCUCCUCCACGACGGACAGCCAGGCGAGCCACGAGCGGAUCACCCAGCGAGCGGAUGUGUUCACCAUCAAGGCCAUGUCGCCCAGACCCAAUGCUGGCCUCGGCGCCUGGCUAUGUUUGUUGCUUCCACUGGCCCUGGGCGUCCGCCUGUUGCAUUCCCCGCCUGGCUGCCAGGAUGAAGCCCAGAUGCAAUGGAUUCUCACUCUCUGCGGCGGAAUGGCCCUGGAAACGCUCUGUUUCUUCAUCUAUGCGUUUAUUAAGACGGGCAUCUUGGUCAAGUGCCUGGUAAGCCUUCUGCCUGGAGUGAUUACGAGUAUGUGCUUCUGUCUCCUGGCGGACACGUCACUCACCUUUGCGCUCUCCGUGGGAUUCGUGAUGACCGCGUCGUAUCAACAGAUUUAUAUUUACACACUGCGCGGCUUCAAGAACUCCUUCACGUAUGGCGAGGCUUCUGUUUUUGUCCAGGGACUGGUUCUCUUUGUCAUGAGUGCUAUCUAUCGAUUCAGUGGCUUGUUUUGCGACGGAUCCUGGGCAACUGAGGAUUUUGACAAACUCAAUAUGAUUAUGGUGAAUGCCCUUUUCUGGCUGCUAGUGUUUUGCGUGGCUCUAUCACACUUCCCGCUGAGGAAACCUGUGUCCUUUUAUCUGUCGUUUAGUGUACUCGUGGCGGCAGUCACCUGUAUGCCGGUGACACAACCCCUGCCCUUGAUUAACCUCAUCCAGUUCCUGCUCCGGGAUCAGAAUCGUCUGAGCAUCCUGGUCUUCUAUCUGCUGCUGGUUCUGCUCACCUGCAUCACUGUAGCCUGGCAGAUUGGCAGCACGUCAAGGGCCAAUACACGGGUGCGAAAGAUAUUCCAUCUCUUGAUAGUGCUCGUCUAUGUCCCGGGAGUGAUCUACGAGUGCGCCCUGCUGUACCUAGCUACUGGAGUGGCGUUGGCUGUAUUUGUGGUGCUGGAGUUGCUGCGUGUGCUUAAGAUUCCACCAUUCGCUGACAAACUCGGGGAUGCCUUUCGUUCAUUCAAGGAUGAGAAAGAUGCUGGCGAUAUGGCUUUGACUCCGUUUUGCCUGCUCAUCGGAUGCUCAAUGCCUCUUUGGUUGACGCCGUGUCCUUGCUCUGGCCGGGAUGUGCUGGCCUUGCUCUCGGGUAUUCUGGCCGUGGGUGUUGGUGAUACUGCCGCCAGUGUCGUUGGCUCCAAAUGGGGUCGCAGCAAGUGGGGAAAAUCAUCGCGAUCUGUGGAGGGCACCGUCGCCUUUGUGGCCUCCAUCCUGUUCGCUGUCUGGCUGCUGGAUUACGCCGGAUUAAUGGCCAUGACCCAGGCCAAGUGGUUUGCCACCAUUUUCGCGGCUCUCAACUCUGCCCUCAUAGAGGCCUUCACCGACCAGGUGGAUAACUUGGUGCUGCCGCUGAUAUUCUACGCUAUAGUGGGCCUGGCCUAAGCUGCUUUAAGCGGCUGUACAUAGUAUGUAACUAAUAGUAGCAUUCCCCGGUGUAUUUAUGUGUAAAUUAUAAUUAAUUAAGAACAAACUAUAAGUAAAUAAAAAUCAUCCGCUAUACGUUUAAAUGUUCUGUUAAUUAACAGUAUGUUAGCCAAGAUAAGGGGUCUUUAACAGCGUUGUGCACUGCUUUCCAACAGAAUGUUAACA